Molecule: messenger RNA, 1724 nt
Organism: Lytechinus variegatus (green sea urchin)
Lineage: Eukaryota; Metazoa; Echinodermata; Echinoidea; Temnopleuroida; Toxopneustidae
Product: UDP-glucuronosyltransferase 2B17-like
Exons: 4
Coding region: 117-1724 (535 amino acids)
Molecular function (GO): UDP-glycosyltransferase activity
Source: RefSeq, a predicted model, not a curated record
UACAUGGAUACAGUAGAUAUGAUCUUCGAACGUCAUUCGACAUAUUGCAUUGAUUCUGAAGCUAGAUCAAGCAGGACAGUGCAUCAUUAACGUUCUGACGAACUUCUUCGCUGAAAAUGAAGCUGUUGUUUUGGUCACUACUGCUGCUGAUGAGUUUAGGGGGGUUUCAGUCCUGUAUUGGCGCACGGUUUCUCGUCCCGUCUGUAACGUUACUGCGCACACCAAGCCACCAAAUGACACUUUCCACCAUAACUCAAGCCCUGGUGCAGCGAGGUCAUGAAGUGAUAUUUCUCAUCAUUGAUAACCAGGGAGUUGGUGGUUUCCUGCCAGAUUCCUACACGUCAAAGGUUAUACUUCCGAAUCCCAUGACGGACCAAGAUUUACAGGAGUUUUCUGAUUUCAUAAACUCCGUGACGGAUUGGACUAAUGUGACAAAGCUGGAAGCAUUGAAGGACCCACGUCCAUGGAAAUUAAAAGAGUAUGCUAAUUUUGGGUGUAGUGUUUUGUUUGAGAAUACAGCUAUUCUUGAGCAACUGAGGCUUUCAAACUUUGAUGAACUUAUAACGUACCCCGCCGUGGAUGUCUGUGAUACUCUUCUUGCGGCCUACUUGGAUAUACCAUUCAUCGUUGUAACAGGAACAAAAAGAGUUCCGGCCUUUCACGAAGGGAUGCUAGGUAUUCCAUCCCCAGUUUCCUAUGUGCCUUUCAGUAUAUUAUUCACACCAGAGCUGGGACACCGAAUGACUUUCUUUGAACGGGUGACAAAUACAGUAAUGUUCUACGGUUUACAUAAUGCAAUUGAAUACCUCACCGUCUAUCGUCAUCUACGUCAUCUUCAACGAACCUAUGGUAUUCGACCAGACCUGACUCCAUGGCAGAUCAUCAGUAAAGCAGAUCUUUGGUUGUGCCAUAACACUUGGGCUCUUGAAUAUCCGAGACCUAUAGCUCCGAAUUGGAUCCCUAUAGGAGGACUUACCAUCAAGGAGCCCAGACCUCUCCCGGAGGAUCUAGAAAGAUUUAUUCAAGGAUCUGGAGACCAUGGUUUUAUUGUAUUUACUUUGGGAUCUAUGGUUAAUGGUCUUCCUAGUGACGCCCUCAACGAUAUAAUUUCAAAAGUGUUCAGCGAAUUGCCACAGAGGAUACUGUGGAGAUAUUUGGGGGAAAAGCCCCGUUACCUAGGCAACAAUACAUUGAUCUCGGAAUGGCUUCCACAAAAUGACCUUUUGGCUCAUCCUAAAGCUCGUUUACUGAUUUACCAUGGGGGUAGUGCGGGGGUCUAUGAAGCAAUGAACUACGGUGUUCCGAUGCUCCUCAUGCCACUGGGCUUUGAUCAGUUUACAAAUGCGCAUCAGGUAGCAGCGAAAGGGAUGGGCUUUGCGUUGGACGUGACUGAUUUAAGUGAACACGAGUUUGGGACGAGUAUUAACAAGCUUCUCAAUGAUAAAAGCUACAUGAUAAGUGCGCAACGGGCUUCGAGUAUCAUGCGAGACCAACUAGCCAGCCCUCUGGAAACGGCUGUAUUCUGGAUAGAACACGUGAUCAAGUUUGGUGGAGAUCACCUUCGCCUUCGUUCUACUGAAAUGGGAUUCAUUGAACUCAACUCACUCGACGUAGUCGCAUUUCUAGUCGUUUUAUCGCUUAUCCUUCUCUACAUUGAUUACUUAGCGCUUAGGGGAUGUUACAAAUGUGUAUGUAGAAAUAUGAAGAAACAAAAAACUGAUUAG